UGGAGACCAGCUCUCGACCGUUUGCAAAUCACAAACUCCAGAACGACAACGACAGCUCAACGAGCAAAGCUCAAUAUGCCUUGGAAAAAUGUGGACAGUAUCAUUGACGGGCGACUAUUUUUGGGAAACAUAAUAGCUGCCCGUUCUCCGCGAUCCCUUUCGGAACGAAGGAUAUCUCAUAUUGUCUCCGUUUGUGAGGAUCCUAUCCCGGCAGAUUCACCCGCGUCCGGCAUAAGGCACCUACGCAUUCCAGUCAAGGACGUAGAUUACGCUGAUCUCCUUAUUCAUUUGCCCACGGCAUGCCGGUUCAUUCACCAGGCAUUAAAGGAAGGCGGUAUUAUUCUCGUCCAUUGCGAACAGGGCCUUUCGCGAAGCGCGACUGUGGUUGCCGCAUACCUGAUGUAUUCGCAGCGGAUCCGCGCUACACAAGCACUCGAGGUAGUCCGGCGAGCUCGCGAACAGGUCUGGCCAAAUCCCGGCUUUCAAGAGCAGUUGGUUCUCUUCGAGCUAUGUCAGUACAACCCAACGCCUUCCGAUGGCAUCUACAGAAAUUGGCGCAGCAAAAUCGAUCGUCAAAUCAAAGAAGGGCGCAUUACGUCGUUGAAUUAAACUCUGGCAGGAUACAAAAAGCAUCUGGAUGUAUUAACAUCUUUCGUCCUCAUUCCACAUCGUUCUCUACUUCGCAGAUACUUCGCUUUCUCAAUGUUGUAAUUGCUAAUACUUCUUCUUUCAAAUGCUGUAGCUUUCGUUUGUCCGAGUGUAUAUUAUAAUAUUUCUUGUGUUCUUAUUGUUGAUACUUGUCAAGUAGAAAUUUGCUAGCAACGACAUGCGCAUUGGAAUAGAUGCUGAU
This is a messenger RNA of Fomitiporia mediterranea MF3/22, 850 nucleotides long. Its product is annotated as phosphatases II. Gene Ontology annotation, cellular component: nucleus. The transcript has 5 exons. The coding region runs from base 76 to 609 and encodes 177 amino acids. Gene Ontology annotation, molecular function: protein tyrosine/serine/threonine phosphatase activity. The record is from RefSeq and is a predicted model, not a curated record. NCBI's taxonomy places the organism in Eukaryota, Fungi, Basidiomycota, Agaricomycetes, Hymenochaetales, Hymenochaetaceae. Gene Ontology annotation, biological process: protein dephosphorylation.